UGUAGCCUAAACAGCAUCUGUCACAUUUACGCAUAAAAAUGUUUAAAUUACAAAAAUGGUUAUUAGUUCUGUUCCAUGUGAUAAGUAGGCCUAUAUGUCCUGAAAUUAGCUUGACAACCUCGUGUAGCUUGCCGCAGUCUACAGCAGGUUGUAUGAUAAGAGUUGUAAAUCGGUUAUGGACCAUCUCCAUUUAUGCAGAUGGCCGCCACCCCUAAAGUUGCGCUUGUGACCGGGGCCAAUAAGGGCAUCGGUUGUGUGGGCUCUGUGCAAACAAUUUACUGGCGAUGUGUACCUGACUGCCCGGGACGUGGGUCAGGGAACAGCAGCAGUAGAGCAUCUGAAAACGGAGGGCCUGGAACCAUUAUUUCAUCAACUUGACAUCACAGACCCAGAGAGUGUGACCGCUGCACGGGACUACUUUCAGAAAAAAUAUGGUGGUGUGGAUGUUCUCAUCAACAAUGCUGGCAUUCAAAGGGGCUGACACUACACCAUUUGGAAUUCAAGCAGAGAUGACACUCAAAACCAACUUUUUUUGCAAACAGACAUGUGCAGUGUAUUUCUUCCCAUCAUGAAACCAGGCGGUAGAGUUGUGAACGUCUUGAGCAUCAUGGGCAAAAUUGCCCUGGGCAGAUGCAGUUCAGUCCUUCAGGGUCGCUUCCGCAGUGAUGGCAUCACAGAGGACGAGCUUGUGCUGAUGAUGGAGCAAUUCAUCAAGGAUGCUCAGAAGAGCAUCCAUUUAGAAGAAGGCUGGACUGACACCGCCUAUGGUGUCUCCAAGAUUGGCCUCACCAUCCUCUCCAGGAUUCUGGCACGCAGGUUGAGGCAGGACAGACCCCAAGACAAUAUUCUCCUCAACUCCUGCUGCCCAGGCUGGGUGAAGACAGACAUGUCAGGGCACAAUGGUCCCUUGACCCCAGACCAAGGUGCGGACACCCCUGUGUAUCUCGCUCUGCUGACCCCUGGAGCAGAUGAACCUCACGGGCAGUAAAGGAGAGGGAGGUGUACGAGUUUUAAGCAGUUUAGAGCAGUGUUUGGGUCAGGGGAUUCUGUACUUCUUAAUAAUAACCUACUUGUUAAACCUUUUGAUACUUAUCUUUCCAUAUAGACUAGCAGAAAGCAUGGACAUUAUCCCUUAAAUUAUGCUAUUUUAACACACAUUUCAUUUGUAGCUCAUUGAUGGACCAGAAUGUAGCAUUUAAAUAUAUCACUUUACAAAUAGGAUUUUGCACUCAUGAAUUUUCAAAUUGUGUGCAUAUAACACUACUGCCAGGUCAUGUAAUGUGUACAUAAAUGUAUUUAAUCUAUUUUCAAAUGACACUACUUUUUAUUUGCC
Alosa sapidissima (American shad) is the source of this 1333-nucleotide messenger RNA. RefSeq names its product carbonyl reductase [NADPH] 1-like. Bases 545 to 988 code for a protein of 147 amino acids. The transcript is spliced from 3 exons. NCBI's taxonomy places the organism in Eukaryota, Metazoa, Chordata, Actinopteri, Clupeiformes, Clupeidae. Gene Ontology annotation, molecular function: carbonyl reductase (NADPH) activity. The record is from RefSeq and is a predicted model, not a curated record.